GAAGAGCGAAUAGCCCUGGAAGAAUAUUCCAAGGACCUGUUCGGCACAGGGGAGGAUUUCCAGCUGCAGGGUUCUUCAGGGUCUCUGGGAAUCACCUCGUCAGAUGUCAUGGAUCAGCUUCGCUCAAUCAAAUUGGGUAAGGCAGUGACCCAAUUCGGAUUCGUGCCGGGCCGGGGGACGGAGGAAGCCAUCUGUAAGGCGCUGACUCACGUCGACGAGGCGUUCGACAUGGUAGACAGGCGCAGAUUACGCGAAGCGCUGGAGCUAGCAGAAGCGGACCCAUUCUUAAUCGACCUGGUAGGGAUCCUCACCAUGUAUGCGGAUGACACGCUCCUACAGAUGCACUUCGAUGACAAACGCCAGCUACAGGAGUCGCUGAAGUUAUGUGACCUGCUUUUGGACCAACUCGUGGAGCUAGGUAGGCUGAUCGCACUCAAACACCAGGUUCCCUAUUUAGGAAUCAUUAUUUCCUACCAGGAUUACGAGAUGAAGUCGCUUCGACAUCGUUUGCAGGCGAGUAAGGCUGCCCUCAAGGAAGUCGCGCACGCAGUCCGGAAUAGCCGAGCAAUCACUGAAAAGCGAAGACUGUCAAUCUGGCGCAUUACCGCCUGGGCGUCAGCCAUGUACGGUCUCCACGUGGUGAGCCUGACUUCACAGGGUCUGGCUCAGCUUGAGUCACACAUGAUCUUUCAGCUGCGCUUUGUCCUGCGGAGCUGCUCCCAAGACACGCACGAGAACAACCAGCAGUUCAUGCAACGUAAAGGCCUCAAGACGGCUAAGGCUCAGGUAUUGAAGCGUUUGCAACAGUUCAUCAAGCGCCAACACAAGGGAGACAAAGAAGCACUUCUGCAGCAUUACCUACCUAGAGCAGCACAGGCGCACUUAGGCGCCAUUCCCAAAAACAUCAUCCUGGAGCUCGCCUAUUUCCGAAAGGCAGAGGCCGAGGCCACCGUAACGGAACUCGACCAAGUUCACGAGCAAGUAAAAGCUGAAGCACUUCGGGAUCCGGGACAGGAGGCGUAUCGAACCAGCCAGUUAGCGCGCAUCACACCCGAGCACCAGGUCCUGGACUCAAUCACAAGAGGCUGGGCAUUCGAUGGCAACCAGCAGGACGCAGCAGAGUUUCUCAGUGUGAUACUUCCGAAUCUCUCAGGAAUACAGGUUUGUUGCUGGGAGACCCGGUCUCCCUUGGAGGCAGGCUAUGUGGUGGACGAGGAAGGGCUCAGCCCAAUCUUUCUGAAUGUGCCGAUAGCCGAGGACCUGCAAACUAUGAUAAACAGCUGGAGCAACCAGACGCCGGCUCGAGCCCUGGUAGCCGCCGAAAAGCUUGUCUUCCUAGCACUGCCGAGUCGAGGUACGCCGGAGAUGGCAAAAAUAGUAGCUCCAUUAGACUUCAGGAGACGCUUUUACUACCUGCCUUUGAAGGAGUGGGGUUAG
This is a messenger RNA of Symbiodinium necroappetens, 1437 nucleotides long. NCBI's taxonomy places the organism in Eukaryota, Dinophyceae, Suessiales, Symbiodiniaceae. The record is from the annotation of a GenBank genome assembly.